Molecule: messenger RNA, 4253 nt
Organism: Saccoglossus kowalevskii
Lineage: Eukaryota; Metazoa; Hemichordata; Enteropneusta; Harrimaniidae
Biological process (GO): cytoplasmic stress granule assembly
Cellular component (GO): cytoplasmic stress granule
Molecular function (GO): mRNA binding
Source: RefSeq, a predicted model, not a curated record
UUGCCGUGUCGAUUCGAAGUUUCGAUUGAGUUUCUGGUUAUUUUAUGGUGUUCAAUAAACUGUCAUCGGCAAGAUACAGCCAUAUAUCAUAGAUUGAACUAAAACCGCCACGUCUGCAGUGGACGGUGAAUGAAAAAGGCUCGAAAACUUGCGCCGGGCAGUAGGAAUCUUAUUGACAGUAGAAGUAUCUUCCCGGGACCCUAUAGAGCCGCUAUGACUGUCUGAUCUCUGAUUUAACCGUGAAGACCAUACGCUGCAUGGCAUGUAACGUAGCUAACGGCUGCCAUGAACCACAGACAACCGAGGAAGAGCAGAGCCAAUACCGGCAGGAGCGGUCGUGGUGGUAUGACCAAGGGGCCUGGGCCACAAGCUGUAGUCAGUAAUUUUGAUGGUAUUUAUAGUAGUCCACGUUUUACCUACGUUUUAGCUGCCAUAACGGGCUGUGUAGUUCAAGUACAAGUAAAAAAUGGAGGCACAUAUGAGGGCAUCUUUCGGACAGCCUCACCAAAGGCUGACUUUGUGCUGGAAAUGGCCCACAAGCUGGAGGAGACGGCUCACCGAGACCAGUCACCGGCUGUACCUUCUCGAGAUAGAGUUAUAGAUAAAUUAAUUUUAAAAUCCCAAGAUAUAGUUUCAUUGAACACAUUUGAUGUCGACUUGGAUUAUGCAGCAAAAGAAGGAACCUUUGCUACGGAUUCCAUGAUUAGCAGUAAAGUAAAUGGACAAGUAACAGAACGUGAUCUGACUCCCUGGGUGGGCGAAGUGCAAAGUGAGGAGGGCUCACUGGAAAAUGAAGCUUCCAACGGCUGGGACGUCAAUGAUAUGUUACGCACUAAUGCUGAGAAGUUUAACGUCACUAGCACAUUUGACGAGGAUAUGGGACAGUACACCACAAGGCUGGAGAAGAAAGACACAAAGGAAUACAAAGACAGGGAGGAGUCUGCUCAGAAACUAGCCAAUGAAAUAGAAUCUAGUCCGUCGUACAAGCAGAGGCUUCAAAAAGAGGUAGAAGACGGCACGGAAGAGGAUAAAUACAGUGCUGUACAACGACCUGGAUUUGACAGCAUGAAUAAUCGAAGUAAUACUCCACCAAUGCACGGAGGAGGUGGUGGUCCUGGAGGCCAAAGGUAUGUUCCACCACAAAUGCGGAAUCGUGAUAUGGCGCACAGUCCUCGUGUGUCAACCUCCCCACAAGAUGUUCGUGUGGCAGGGUAUGGCUCAUCUCACGGCCCUCCUCGUGGGGGUUCUCACGGAUCUCCUCAUGAUCCUCGUAGCUCAUAUACACCAAGACGACCAAUGCAGCCAGGUGUGAGGCAACCGUCUGCACCCAGAGAAUCUCAUUCUGUUAAAGAAAAUGUACAUACUAAUCUUAACGGUGGAGUUGAAAGGGGUGACAGAAAACCACCUGAAGUUGGUGCACCCGCACCGCCAUCAGCAUACCAAGACAGGAGAAAACUUAGUGAUGUUGUUAGAGGAGCGCCACCCGAUCCAAAACCUCCCAGUCAGCCAGCACAAAAUGUCGCCAACAAUAGUAGUAGUAUUAGUAACAGUCCAACUGUAGCUGCCUCUACACCAAAUCCUGACCAACCUCAGCAACUGCCGUUGACAUCCCCGCCACAACAAGAUAGUAAUAGUUCUGUAGUUAGCCCAGUUGAAAAGAAACCAACUGCUCAUGGUAAGCCAAAAUCUCGUAAUGGUCUUGAAGAUUUGAAGAAAUUUAGUUCACAAUUUAUAUUACAAGGUGAGAAAGGUAGAGAGGUAGAAAAAGACGCUGCAAAAGACAAUCCAGAAUGCAAGCCCACUCCUGAUACAAGUAGCCCAACUACUGUUGCCACAGAGACGACUGCAACUACGACAAAGGAGACUUGUACGAGUACUACCCCAACACCAACUAGUAAUCCUGACGAAAAUCAAAAACCUGAUGACCCCCCUAAGAAGUCUACCCUUAAUCCAAAUGCUAAAGAGUUCAAGUUUAAUCCACAAGCAAAGCCGUUUGCCCCUAAGGCUAGUGUGCCGAAGACACCAACUCCUCCGAGACAACAGCAGCCCAGUCCUGUUAUAAUGCCACCCCAGGCUGUCAUGCAAGUUCCACAUUCGAUGUCUUACACUGGACAGCCUGUGAUUUCCAACAUACAGGGUUCAUAUGUCGUGGCUUCACCGCACACUCAGAUGCAACACAUGAUUGGGUCAGGUGGAGUGCCUCAGGUGCCACAAAAAGCUGCCUACCCUCAAAAAAGAGCUCCCAUGAUGCCACAACAGCGCCCACAGCCACCUCAUGUGGACAUUAGUCAAAGUGGGCACAUUAUGCCAGCAUCUGCAGCGGCUGGACAGCCUAUAAUGGCACCCAUGCACUAUUCCCAGGCGCAGUUUGUGCAUUAUCCCACGCAACACACCCAAGCGAUGAUGGGACAGCAUGUUAUGCAACAACCAGUCCACUAUCAACAUAUGACGCAGUACCCUCAAAAGCCUAUGUACAGAAUACAGGGUGCCUUGCAGAGUUCUCCUCAUCCUCAAGCUCAGCAUACCUAUCAAAUGUCGCCACAAGAUGUACAGGCAUCAGCAACCCACGUAUUGAUGUCUCCUCAAGGCCCGACGAUACCUCAGCCCAUGCCACAUCCCCAAGCACAGCAUCAGCACCAAGCCCAUCAACAGCAGCACCCUCAGCCACAGCCACACAUGCAUCACGGCCAUGUUCAGCAGCCUCACACCCCUCCCUUACAGGGUCAGCAACAAGGUCAGACGCAGCAGCAGACCCAGAUGGCUGGACAACAACAGCUGCAGCAGCAGCAACACGUGCAUCAAGCACCGAGCCCAGUCCACCAAGUACCCCAUUCAGGACAGCCACCAACUCAGAACACGCAUAUACCCCAACAGCCCUCUCAUCAGAUCAUCUACCAGAACCCGCACCAGAUGCCCCCACAGCCUUUGGCUCAGUCCCCGCAAGGCAUGCACGCACAACCCCAGCCGACACUCUCACAAGCACAAGCACAACCUCACCAAAUGCAACAGGUUCCUGUAGUGUCUCAUCCCCCCAACCCUCACAUCACUACUGUCACUCCGGUUCACCCACAUCCUUACCCUCACACGCACCAGCAGCCUCCUCCCAUGCAGCAGCAACAGCCGGUGAUGGUGAUUCCCCAGGCCCCCCACCCUCACGGGUCACAGGCUGCUGCAACUGCUGCCGCUCAUGCUGGUGGCACUGCAGGUGUUGUAGUAUCUAAUGCUCCAGCUGCCAUGUCUGCUCCUUACUUGCAAGUCGAUGGUAAGGUUAUGGUGCUAACGGAAAGCAAUGCUUAUUACAGUGCUGCACCACAACGAAUGAAUUCUCCAGGUCCUCCCACUCACCAGCAACAAGUGCAUCCAACCUAUCAGCAGGGCAAUUAGAAAAAUGAUAGAGCAUGAAAGGAGGAAAAAAGAAUGAAGUUCACAUGAAGAUUAUGACAGACAAAUUCAAGACUGACAAAAAAAAAAUCUUCUAAAAUAUAUUUAAAAUUAUGAUUUGAACCCUGAUUUCGCUGGUUUUCUGCUUCAACUGUAGGUGCUUGGUGUAGAAGUAGAAUUAGGUUUCAUUAGAUUGUCUCCAUAGUAACGGAAAUAGACUCGCCAUGUGAAGCUUUUAACGUUGUUGCAGCAAAGAUAUUGGAGAGAGCACAAUGAAAGGGCCGACGUAUUUAUCAAGUCAAGUUAAAAAAAAAACAUUGCGCAGGAAUGUAAAAAUGCAUUCAAGUAAAACAAUUUUUGUUGUGUGCAGUGCUACAGAAAAUAGACGAAGCUUUCACCGCAUCAUGGAUGAAUAAAUAGUAGGAAGCGCCCUGUCUAUCGGAUCAUGUGCAAACAAAAAAAUCAUUUGGAAGUCUGCUGAUACUUUCGUGUAAUUUCUCUGCCGUGCAUUGCCACUGACGUCAGCAAUGGCUGAAAACCAGGCACGCUGGUUCUUGCUGUCUUUUUAUUGGAGAGUUGUCCAUCUCCGCGUCCUCUUCGUCAUUGGGAUUUAACUGCGACAAGGUCUUCUUUCCCAAGAUUUGUAAUUCUGCAUAAGUAAUUAUAAACUCUGAAAUCUUGGGAAUGAUUCUGAUUUGUCUGCAGACAUGCCACCAGAUGAAGUCAUGAAAAGCCGAAUAUCAUGCCUUCGUGUCUUUUUUUUUUUUUUUUGUGUGGGGGAAAACAAAAUCAGGCAUAUAGUGUGAACUGCCUGAAGUGCUCAUUAGUAGUAUGCGGAAUAAAACAAAAGGACAAACAUUUAAUUUUACGGA